CUUUUUUUCUCCAUCUCUCUCUCUCUCUCUUCAUCUCUCUCUUGUUCUGCAAAUGGAAGAACACACACAAGAUCGCCGUGAAAUUGCUUUCUUGGACUCCGGCGAGUUUCUUGAGUCCACUUCAAAAGAUGAUCAACCGAAUGAGUCUCUGUUGGAACAUCAUCACAAGCCGUCCAUCAAAGAAGUUGAUUUCUUCGCCGCCAAAAGUCAGCCGUACAAUCCUAGUUAUAUGAGGACGACGAGUAUCGUUGGAUCUUCCGGUUUUAACGAUGAAUUAGUUUUAGUAAAUUCAAGUCUUGGAACAUCAAGUGAUGAUGGCGAUGACAAAACCAAAACCCAAAUUAGUAGGCUGAAAGUGGAGCUAGAAAGGCUUCACGAGGAAAAUCACAAGCUGAAGCAUUUAUUAGCUGAGAUAAGUGAGAGUUACAACGACCUCCAAAGUAGAGUUUUGUUGGCGAGACAGACACAAGUGGAAGGUCAUCAUAAUCACGAGGAUAUUACUCAAGCAGUUUAUUCACAAGCUCUACAAGACAGAAGACCAAUGGAUAUGAACAAUGAAAUUCCGGCCACCACCUUGAAAAGACGAUCUCCGGAUGACGUGGAUGAUCGUGAUCUGCACCGAGGUUCAUCAAAAAGUCCAAGAUUAGAUCAAAACAAGAGUACUAAUCAUGAAGAACAACAAAUCCCUCAUGAUCAAUUACCCUUCAGAAAAGCUAGGGUUUCCGUUAGAGCUAGAUCCGAUGCCACCACGGUAAAUGACGGAUGUCAAUGGAGAAAAUACGGUCAAAAGAUGGCAAAAGGGAAUCCAUGUCCUCGCGCUUACUAUCGUUGCACCAUGUCCGUUGGAUGUCCUGUCCGUAAACAGGUCCAACGAUGUGCCGAGGAUACAACAAUCUUGACCACAACGUACGAAGGAAACCAUAACCAUCCUCUUCCACCGUCAGCCACCGCCAUGGCCGCAACCACCUCCGCCGCAGCCGCCAUGCUAUUAUCAGGCUCCACCACCAGCAACCUCCACCAAACUCUCUCUACCCCCUCCGCCACGUCAUCAUCUCCAUCUUCCUUCUACCAUAACUUCCCAUACACUUCCACAAUCGCCACUCUCUCCGCCUCCGCUCCUUUCCCAACCAUAACUCUGGACCUCACCAACCCGCCUCGACCGCUACAACCGCCGCCGCUUCCGCCGCAGUUUCUGAGCCAGUACGGUCCCACAGCGUUUUUACCAAACGCUAAUCAGAUUAGGUUUAAUAUCAAUAAUCAUCCUCAGUUAUUGUUACCUAAUAUGCUGGGCCCACAAGCACCACCACGUGACAUGGUAGAUACGGUUAGGGCUGCCAUUGCGAUGGAUCCAAAUUUCACGGCGGCGCUUGCGGCGGCGAUCUCAAGCAUUAUCGGAGGAGGUAACGACAACAAUAAUAAUAACAAUAAUAACAAGGUUGAUAGUAAAAGUGGAGGAAGCAGUAACGGAGAUUCGCCACAGCUUCCACAGUCUUGCACAACGUUUUCCACCAACUAAAUUAGUACUUUAGUACGUUUAUAUAAUUAUAUAUAUAAUAUAUAUAUGUUAUCUUCUAUAUUAUUACAUACACAAUAUAUACAGAAAAUUUGUGUAUAUAUAUUAUAUAUAUGCGCAUAUUC
Messenger RNA from Eutrema salsugineum, 1638 nucleotides. RefSeq names its product probable WRKY transcription factor 47. Lineage: Eukaryota; Viridiplantae; Streptophyta; Magnoliopsida; Brassicales; Brassicaceae. Gene Ontology annotation, biological process: regulation of DNA-templated transcription. The transcript has 6 exons. Gene Ontology annotation, molecular function: sequence-specific DNA binding; DNA-binding transcription factor activity. The coding region runs from base 53 to 1516 and encodes 487 amino acids. The record is from RefSeq and is a predicted model, not a curated record.